AUGGGGAUUAAGCACCUUCUGCUUCUUUUGAUUUACUUAGACCCGCUGAAUGUCCUGUGCGCCGCCACCACCAACAAAAAGAACAAAAUCCCGCCGAGGAGGAACCCAAAGGUGAAGGAGGUCAACGGCAGCACCACCGCGGUCCCGCUGUCCGUGGCCGUCCCGGGGAAGAUCACGCAGGUCCAGGCUCCCAGGGUGCAGCACGACACCUGUCUGGGCUACUACGACGUGAGCGGGACGUACGACAAAGAGUUCAGCUGCAACAACACCGAUCACCGCUUCUGUUGCGGCAGCUGCUUCUUGCGCUUCUGCUGCGCGGACCGGGGGAAGCGCCUGGAGCAGAAGAGCUGUACCAACUACAACACACCGGACUGGAUCAAAACCCAGCCCCCUUCACCGGGGCCCACAGGUGAUACCUAUGACCCGGAGCUGGACCAGACCAACACCACGGUGUACAUCACCUGCGGGGUCAUAGCGCUCGUCAUUGCCAUUGGGAUAUGUGUUAAAGUUGCCUAUGAUAAAGCCACCAAGCCCCCUCAGGAAAUGAAUGUGCACAGAGCCCUGGCAGACAUUCUGAAGCAACAAGGACCAGUUCCAAUAUCUCAGUAUGAACAUGAAAACCUUGCAGCAAUUGAUGGGUCACCCAAAGACGAGACGCCGGUCAGAUCCUCGAAGAGUCACUACACACCUGUUCACACCAAGGCAUCGAACCACGGACACUAUGGGAAAGAAAACCUGCGCGGCGGGGGCCAAGACAUGCACAACUUCAUCUCCUCUGGGUUUGUGACACUCGGACGUGGCCACUUGAAAGAGAGACCCCAGCGGAUGAACAACAUCCUGACCUCAGCCACGGAGCCCUACGACGUGUCCCUGUCCAGAUCCUUCCAGAACCUCAGCCAUCUGCCGCCCUCCUACGAGGUGGCCCUCAAGUCUGACUUAAGUAAAUACUCCUCCUCUCUCCACAGAUUAACAAGCAAAGACGUAGAUGACUACUACGCGAGGAAGCAUCAUCAUCCUGACUUCGGCGGCCGGGGGCCGACCCACAUGGUGAAGCUGAACCACCAGCAGCACCAGCAGCGGCAGCGUCCCCGCCGAGUCCAGAGGGCCAUGUCCCAGGACCACGUCCUGUCUCCUCCCCGGACACCACGUCGCGGGGACUAUGGCUUGUCUUCGUACGGCGUCAUGGCGGCGGCCGCGUACAGCAGCAGCCGACACCUCUCAGAGGAGCAGCUGCUGUCGGCAGAGCGCCUCCACUCCCAGGAUCCCUUGCUGUCCCCUGCGAUGAGGCGUGACAAGUUCCGGGAGAAGGCGAUGGCUCGGGCAAUGUCGCACGGCGACAUGCUAAUGCCCAUCACGCCCGUCAUGGACCGCCACAAGAUGACCAAGAUGCACUCUCAACCCACUGCCUCUAACGACUCCUACAACACGCUGACGGUCAACAACCAAGCGAGCACGUCUAAGAGGCAGGCGUUUGCCUCCCGACGAACACACACGGUGGACCACCUACAGUACAUUCCGGGCCACCACCACACAUACCGCACUGCCAGUAAGAACGAGGUAACUGUUUAGCCGCAGAGCGGUCAGCUGAAGGAUUCCUGAGACACGCCACGGACGUCGACAGAAAUCUCGAAAAUCAGCAAGUCUCCUCAGCAGAGGU
Molecule: messenger RNA, 1657 nt
Organism: Perca flavescens (yellow perch)
Lineage: Eukaryota; Metazoa; Chordata; Actinopteri; Perciformes; Percidae
Gene: shisa6a
Product: shisa family member 6
Exons: 7
Coding region: 1-1569 (522 amino acids)
Biological process (GO): regulation of short-term neuronal synaptic plasticity; regulation of AMPA receptor activity
Cellular component (GO): dendritic spine membrane; AMPA glutamate receptor complex; postsynaptic membrane
Source: RefSeq, a predicted model, not a curated record